CCGAGCCCACCCCCGCCUACGGGCACCGCCCCCCCCGGCACGCGAAGCGGUGGAGGGCGGAGCUGAGGCCGCGGGCGGAGGCUGAUGAGCUUGUGGGAGUCAAAGCAGAGCACGCAGAGAUGUUCUACCUGCAGAAGACAAGGAAACUUUUUGAGGCAAACUGGCUGCUACGGAGAUAUGCUGCAACCUGGAAGAGCUUGCCAGAAAAAGCUUCGUUUGCGAACAUACUGCGGAUGGAUCAUAAAACACUCACUAAACUGACUUUCCCCCUCCAGGAUCUGGAGAGAUAUCUUGUGUCCGGUGUGAACACUGAAAACUUCCGGAUCUUCAACCCCAGCCUGGAUUACAUCCAGUGGGCAGAGUUGCUUUUCAGACCCUCAAAAGACCACAUGAUUGAUUAUUUCAGUUCUGCCAUCCGCAUGGAUCACGUUCCACUACUGUCACAGCCUGAGGUGUGCUUUAUGGGCCGAAGCAACGUUGGGAAAUCCUGCUUAAUAAAGGCUUUAUUUUCUCUGGCUCCAGAAGUUGAAGUGAGAGUGUCAAAAACUCCGGUAGGUGCCGUUUUGGAAUUCCCUCCAUCUCAGUUGGAUGCUGGUGCCAUUCGGGGUCACACCAAGAAACUUAAUUUCUUCAAGGUGGGGAAAUGUUUUACAUUGGUGGACAUGCCUGGCUACGGAUACCGCGCCCCAGAAGACUUUACUGAGAUGGUGGAAGCCUAUCUACAAGAAAGGGAGAACUUGAAGAGGACAUUCUUAUUAGUGGAUGGUGUAACAGGAAUUCAGAAAGCAGACAAUAUUGCUAUAGAUAUGUUGGAAGAGUUUGGGAUCCCUUAUGCGUUCUAUAGAGUUUUUUGGGAUCCACCUGCUGAGGUGUUUUAUAGCACAUGUUACAGGAAAUCUACCCAUUACAGAGACCUGAUGACAACACACAUGUCCCUAACCACAACUAUCCUGUUGUACUCCCUUAUCCACCAUAAAAGAUCCUAAAGCCCUACGACUGGAUUUAUGAGUUUGUAAAUAAUAUAGAAUAUUGGAAUUAUUUUGAUUUUUUUUUUUUUUAACUCACUGUGUGGAAAGGUGGAAUCUUUGGUUUAAAUUAUUCCCAGAACAGAUUAUUUUUCAGAUUUCAACCAUUAUUAACGUCAUUAAAAUAUAAUAAACAUA
Messenger RNA from Gavialis gangeticus (Gharial), 1163 nucleotides. RefSeq names its product GTP binding protein 8 (putative) (gene GTPBP8). NCBI's taxonomy places the organism in Eukaryota, Metazoa, Chordata, Crocodylia, Gavialidae. The transcript has 6 exons. The record is from RefSeq and is a predicted model, not a curated record. The coding region runs from base 120 to 986 and encodes 288 amino acids. Gene Ontology annotation, molecular function: GTP binding. Gene Ontology annotation, cellular component: mitochondrion.